Molecule: messenger RNA, 5060 nt
Organism: Rhinichthys klamathensis goyatoka
Lineage: Eukaryota; Metazoa; Chordata; Actinopteri; Cypriniformes; Leuciscidae
Gene: mast3a
Product: microtubule associated serine/threonine kinase 3a
Exons: 26
Coding region: 419-4492 (1357 amino acids)
Biological process (GO): peptidyl-serine phosphorylation; intracellular signal transduction
Molecular function (GO): magnesium ion binding; ATP binding; protein binding
Source: RefSeq, a predicted model, not a curated record
GAGUCAGACUAUGACAACUUCCUCCACUCCGCACACCCGCAUUUCUUUUAUUGUUUCCCUAAACUUGCAAUCGCUACAGUUGUGUUGCUGUACCUUUAAACCAGCGAGCAGCAUCUGUUUCGCAGUGACAGGGCUUGAGUAUAACCAGACGAUGGCAUUUUCCAAACCCAUGUGGCAUUGUGUCACUUGUGAGAAAAUAACGCGAUGAUGGUAUCGUCGCUGCUGUUCCUAAGGCGCUUUCUGUGACUGUCUACUCCCCCGCAUUGCAUGCAAUGGAUUCUGUGUCGACAUGAAGUUCGUCUGGGAAUGAUAUUAGACCUCAAUGCGUUUACUCGUCGCAAUGCUGUGGUGCGGUGCGGUGUACCAUCGAUGAGGAUUUGAUAACUGUGGGCAGAACGAAGACGAAUACACCGACAUCAUGUCUGAUCGGAAUUACUGGACUGUGUGUCCGAGUUAUAAAAGUCAGUUCGUUUCAGGAGGCUUAGUCAAACGACCCAAAAGUAACCGGAACAAGAGGAAGAGUCUGGCUCCCUCACCUACUCUAUCAAGACCGCUCUCACCCCUUCCUUUCCCAACUGGCAGCAGUCCACUGGACAGUCCCAGAAAUGUCUCCAGCAGUCCUUCGGUCAAUUUCCCGUUCAUACGGAGACCGGACACACGAAGGUGGUCUGUGGCGUCUGUCUCGUCUGGAUAUGGAACCAAUCCACCCAGUUCUGCUGUUUCAUCUUCCUCCUCCUCUCAGGAGCUCCUGCACCAGCUGCCCUCUCAGCCCACCCCAGAUGACCUCCAUCGCCUCUUCAAGCAUUUCAGGAGUUCAGAGAGUGUGACAGAUGAGGAUGGACAGCCCUCUAUCUUCCGUGCUCGCUCACGAAGUCUUAGUCCUGGGCGGACAUGUGGCUCCUUUGAUAACGAGAUUGUGAUGAUGAAUCACGUCUACAAAGAACGGUUUCCAAAGGCCACGGCUCAGAUGGAGGGGCGUUUGCUGUCAGUGAUUGCAGACUAUUCCCCAGACAGCGCUCCCCCUCUUGCUGAUGGAGUGCUGGGCUUCAUUCAACACCAGCUGGUCGAGCUCGUCCGAGACUGUCUGGAGAAGUCCAGAAAGGGGCUUAUCACAUCCGGCUACUUUGUGGAACUUCAGGAAAAAUUAGAAAAUUUUCUACAUGAGGCAUAUGAUCGGUCUGAGAGUGAGGAAGUGACUGUUAUUGCCAAACUCGUGAAGAAGAUUCUCAUCAUUAUUUCCAGGCCAGCAAGACUUCUGGAAUGUCUGGAGUUUGAUCCUGAGGAGUUUUAUCAACGUCUUGAAGUUGCCGAAGGCCAUGCAAAAGUUGACCAGGGGAUCAAGACUGACAUCCCCCGAUACAUCAUCAGCCAACUGGGUCUCACACGAGACCCCCUGGAGGAAAUGGUGCAGCUUGAGCAUAAUAACUCAGGCGGCCCAAGCAGAGAACUGGAUGACACUGCAGAGAAUCGUCUUGGAACCACAACACCUCGAAGAAAACCUCUGGAAAGAGAUUUUGAGACCAUAAAGCUCAUCAGCAAUGGGGCUUAUGGGGCUGUGUACCUGGUAAGGCACCGUGGGACACGGCAGAGGUUUGCCAUGAAGAAGAUCAACCGGCAGAACUUGAUCCUGAGGAACCAGAUCCAGCAGGUGUUUGUGGAGCGGGACAUUCUGACGUUUGCAGAGAAUCCUUUUGUGGUCAGCAUGUUCUGCUCUUUUGAGACAAGACGGCACCUCUGCAUGGUCAUGGAGUAUGUGGAGGGUGGAGACUGUGCAAAUUUGCUGAAGAAUAUGGGUCCCUUGCCGGUGGACAUGACCAGAAUGUACUUUGCAGAGACAGUUCUGGCACUAGAGUAUCUUCAUAAUUAUGGUAUCGUGCACAGGGAUCUCAAACCUGACAACCUACUCAUUACAUCAAUGGGGCACAUUAAACUGACUGACUUUGGUUUGUCUAAAAUCGGUUUAAUGAAUAUGACCACAAACCUGUAUGAGGAGCACAUGGAGAAAGACACAAGAGAGUUCAUUGAUAAACAGGUCUGUGGCACUCCAGAGUACAUUGCACCAGAGGUGAUCCUGAGGCAAGGUUAUGGGAAACCUGUGGAUUGGUGGGCCAUGGGCAUUAUCCUGUAUGAGUUCCUGGUGGGUUGUGUGCCAUUCUUUGGAGACACACCAGAAGAGCUCUUUGGCCAGGUGGUCAGUGAUGAAAUCGAGUGGCCAGAGGGUGAUGAUUCGUUACCUGUGGAGUCUCAAGACCUAAUCACAAAACUGUUGAGACAAAGUCCCUUGGAGCGCUUGGGAACAGGAGGGGCAGCAGAGGUCAAACAUCACGUCUUCUUCCAUGGUCUGGACUGGAGUGGACUGCUAAGGCAAAAAGCUGAGUUCAUUCCACAGCUUGAAACUGAAGACGACACAAGCUACUUCGACACACGCUCUGACCGUUACCAACACUCUGAGGAGGACGAUGAGACAAACGACGAUGAAUCUUAUCAGGAUAUCAAGUUCUCUUCCUGCUCGCAUCGCUUCAGCAAGGUGUACAGUAGCUCUGAGCAGCUGGCUUCUCCCUCUAACUUGAGCCUGUCCUCCUCUGAGCGGAGCUGCAGUGAGGAGAAGGAGGACCGAUGGGAUGGUCAUUCAUUGCUGUCUCCAGUAGAAACCCCCAGACAGCUUUUAAGUAGCGACAGGAAGCAGGAUGCCCACAGGUGGAGUCCAAGUCCGAGGCCGAGAGCAUCAUCCAGUUCAUCUCAGCCUGAUAGGGGCAGUAGUCCUCUUAUUUUAAACAGCACUCAGAGCCUGGAGGCCAUGCCACACUUCGCCUUUCCUGAGGAUGAGGAAGGUCUUGUCUCAAAUCUCCAGCGAAUUCGUCUACGCAGCAAUUCCACUGGAACAAGACCUACUAAUCGCAGGGACCACAAGGGUCCACGUCGCCUCGGGCUCCAGCAGGAGACCCCAGAGAAGCCACGAUCACCAUUUACAUGCAAAGUCCCCAAGUCUGCCUCCGUGUCUGGCCUUUCCCUCAUCGUCACAGCAGAUGACAUCCCUGGUGGGCUCCAGACAAGCCCUAUGUCUUCACACUCCCUCUCAUCCAACCCUUCAUCUCGGGACUCUUCCCCCAACCGUGACCUCUCUCUCAGCGUAAGCAGUCUUCGUCCUCCUGUGGUCAUCCACAGCUCUGGGAGGAAGUACGGCUUUGCGCUCCGUGCCAUUCGGGUCUACAUGGGCGACACAGAUGUCUACACAGUGCACCACAUAGUCUGGAGCGUUGAAGACGGCAGCCCUGCUCACGAGGCCGGACUGAGGGCUGGUGACCUCAUCACUCAUGUGAAUGGAGAGUGUAUCCAGGGUCUAGUGCACACGGAAGUGGUGGAGCUUCUGCUGAAGAGUGGCAGUAAAGUGACUCUGCAGACGACUCCUCUUGAGAAUACAUCCAUUAAAACCGGGCCCGCGAGAAAGACCAGUUCAAAGGGGAAAAUGGCACGACGCAGUAAAAAGAGCAAAAGGAAAGAUUGUCAAGACAGCAAACGGCGUAACCCUUUGAAGAAGCUGCCCAAACACAGUCCAGGGAUUCAGAACAGUCGCAGUUUCUCAGCGGGGUUUCAACACUCUCCUAACGACAGCCUGUCUGACUCUCCAACUCCAAGCCUGUCUCCUGGGCCCAACACCCCAUGCAGAAGCCCAGCUCCGGACCUGUCAUGUGAUUCAAACUCUCCACAGAGUUCCUCACCCUGCUCAAGCUCUCCAAAUUCACCCAUCCCUCAAAGUCGACCAAGUUCCCUUCACGUUUUGGGAUCCAAGAUUGGCCUUCGCUAUAGCAAAGCAGGCCGCUGCAAGUCCAGCAACAGUAUUCCCCCCUCUCCCCUUGCCUGCAAUCCCUCCUCUCAGCCUCUGUCUCCGCAGUGUUCUCCAUCUUCCCUCGCUGGAGUUCCCAAAAGCCUCCACUCAUUUCAUACUAAGAUGAUGUCCCCACCGACCAUCGUGAGACAGACGGUGUGUCCCCGCAGUGCAGAAUCGCCCCGUUCACCACUGCUGAAAAGGGUUCAGUCAUCUGAGAGGCUCUCCGGUGCCCAACAUGGAGACAAAAAGGCCUUCUCCAUUCGAAGACACACUGUGGAGGUUUCUCAGUGUGAGGCUGAAGGGUUUGAGUCACAAGCUAGUGACAUUGCCUCAGGUUUUGUGUGUGUUGGUGACCAUGCUAGACAAGGGUUGUACCUGGCUGGUCAACGAGUGAGGGACUCCGGCGGUGUGGUUAUGAGGAAGCUAAACUUAUCUGAAAGACGAGAUUCAUUUAAAAAGCAGGAAGCCGUUCAAGAGGUCAGCUUUGAUGACUCUGAUGACAAGGAUGUCGCAACAUCUACACCAGUGCCAUCUCAUCCACGUUUCAAAGUGGCAUGGAUCAGCGCAACGCAGGCCGAGGGAAGCUCAGAGAAUUCAGAGAGGAAGACCAAUGAGCUUGGAUCCAGGCUAAAAGAACAGAAGAAACAAGAGGAUGGGUGUUAGCCUUAGAUAUGUCCAGAAAACUGUGAGACUCUGAUGUGCAGGUGCUUCCAUGAUCAUUUGAAACAUACUCAGAGAAAUGACAGGGGUUCAAAGUCUUUGUUUAGUAUCAUUUAUUCAUAAGUUAGAAGUCAUUCACCUGCCAAACUGUUUUAAUGGGAUAGUUCACCCAAAAUGGAGAAUUCUGUUGUUCCUCAUGUUGUUCCAAGCCUGUAUGGUUUUCUUUCUUUUGUGGGACAUAAAAGAAGAUCUUUGGGAAAUUGUCUCAAUGUUGUUUUGGACCCUACUGACUUCCAAAAACUGUUGAAACUUUCUUAAAACAAAAUAUUUCUGUUCCAACGAAGAAAGUUAUACAGGUUUGGGACGCCAUGAGGGUGAGUAAAUGAUGAAUUUUUAUUUUUGAGUGGACUAUCCCAUAAAAUUAGUUUUACCAGGUAACACAGUGAACUUUUGUAGAUUUUGAAAAUUUGUAUUUUCUUUUAUACGAGACGGGAAUAGAAAGGUCAUACAGUAGGAUCGCUUUCUGAGAAUUUGCACAUAUGUGGUCCUGCUGAGGUUCAAUUACUUUUUU